Messenger RNA from Amoebophrya sp. A120, 6270 nucleotides. Lineage: Eukaryota; Dinophyceae; Syndiniales; Amoebophryaceae. The record is from the annotation of a GenBank genome assembly.
AGCACGAAACCCAAUUUUGCUUUCCCAGACGGGAAUUCCAUUUUUUCUAGCGGUGAAACCAGAGAUUGAGAUUCACAGAAAGAAGGAAGUGGAAAUAAAACUAAUGGCAUAACAGCUGGCGUGAAACCAGCACGGCGUCGCAGUUUUACGGAGUCUUCUCUUCGUCAAUCGUAACGCUGACAAACCGGCAAGAUGAACGACUUCGAGUACAUUUACAUGAAACAGCGGAAGGACUUCGGUCGCUACUGCCAAUUCGAUGAAGUGGAACCGAAAAUCAUCGGCGUCGUCGAGAGGAACAUGGAGUAAUUUUUUUUCGUACAAAAAAGAAUGAAGAAGAACUACGAGCGUACGAUGUUCAUGCGUGAAAAAAAUCCGUCGAUGGGUGAAGAUUAUCUUCGCUGCGACUUGACUGUGUAUCAAAAAUGCUCUCAAAAAUCACACUACAGCUGCCUCAAUGACUUCGUCGAACAGACCGUUAUCAACGUCGUCCUGGACAACAUUCCAACAAUGUCCGAGCACUCCGUGAACACAGCAAGGGUAGUUAUUUCUACACCUUUGAUGUGGCGAUUUCAGCUUCGACGUUAAGUCACCAGAUGUUUUCUGUUGAAAAGCUUGGCCUCUCCCUCUCUCGGCGCAAAUCCUCGCGCCCACAACUAACUUCAACGUGUCGUAUACGAAUGAAAAAUUCUGUUAGGUACAAACAAAAGCCCGCGGUAUGCUCCACACAGAGGGUGGGUGGCCCAAGGAAGUCGACGCCACAGAGGCACAGGACACGACGAAGUGGAGAAAAAAGCUAGAGAAGGACCCGGUAUUCACAAACGCAGUAAAGACGCUAACCGGCGCAACGAGCAAGUGCCUCGAGCAGAACAAUACCAUCGACCUCUUUGAGCACUACUUCUUCCAGGAAGAGCCAGAUGCGUUGGUCGAAAACUUGCAACUCAAGACCGUUGCUUUAUUUAAAGAUCCCAGCGACGAACCAAGAACAAUCAGCAAAAUCGGAUGGCAUCCCGAGGGGCCGACGAAAAUUGUCGGGUAUAGAAGACACUUUUGUUGAUUUAGGGUUUACUUAGGUCGCGCGGGAUGUAACUGCAGCAAGGAAGAAGUUCAGUUGUACGCGGGUGAACUAGAAGCAAUGUCUUUUCUCUCUUCUUUCCCAUUUCUUAUAAGAAAAACUGUGCAUGUGUACCAUAUUGGUCGAAGAAAGUUUUUCACGAUGCAACUUGACCCAAACCACGGACAGUUCCUACUCUUCGCUCCGUUUCCAGCGUAUGUCGGAGGAGAUGUCGACAAGUUCGCACGUUUGGGACGUGAACGAGCGCAACACGCCACUGUUCUCGUUGAAGUCGAAGUCUCCCAUCAUCAGUGCGCAGUACAACGGAAAGCAGUCCGAUUUGAUCCUGGCAGGGUGCUACAACGGUAUCUUGAACCUCUACGAUUUGCGAAAGGGCCCCACGCCGGCGCAGAUGUCCGUCGUCGAAACCAGCCACUACGACCCGGUCUACGACCUCUGCUGGCUGCAGUCAAAGACAGGAACAGAAGCGGUACAGUGAAAUUUUCGUUUCAGGAUUUCUUGGUGCUUGUUUCACUGCUCCGACCGUUUUUACUAGCGUACAUUUUUCUCCUUCGUUUGCUGAUAAUGUGCGCAAUCUGAAAAUGAAUAUUCUCAUGCGACCUAGGUUUCCGUGUCUUCCGACGGCUACCUGAUGCUGUGGGAUGUGAAGGAAAUGAACGCACCAAGGGACAAGUGCCUCCUCACCGAUGGUGGCAAGCCAGGGAAAACUUUGGGCGCCGUUUCCCUCGAGUGGAUGCAGGAAGCGGGUCCGACCAAGUAUCUCGUCGGUACGGAGAUGGGCAUGAUCUUGUCCUGCCAGAACAAACCGAAGAAGCCUUGCGAGGUACAGCCUGCUGAUAGGUCUCUUGUGUCGCUUGUACUUUUGCCUGCAUGGCUUUCCGCAUGUUCCCCUCAUCAAAAAUUGCACGCCACGCGCUUUUGCGCCGAAACUGUAUGUGUCUCGACGUCACAGCGGACGAAAAAUUAAACUUCCAAACAGGUAACGGCAUGGUUUGGAAACGAGGAGAAGGGUGGACACGGGCGACACUUCGGGCCGGUGUACAGCGUGAAGAGGAAUCCGUUCCACUGCAAGUACUUCCUGUCCAUCGGCGACUGGUCCGCCAGAAUGUGGUUCGAAGAUCUGAAGGGACCCAUGACCAUGACACCGUACGCACCGUGCUACCUGUCCGCCGCCGCCUGGUCACCAACCAGGCCAGGUGUCUUCUUCCUGGCCAGACACGAUGGGUACUUUAUUGGAUCAGCAUCGCCAGCACGACAGUCUAUUCUUUGAUCCUUUUACAAUGCACCCAGUGUAUACGAGCCUGACGAGCUGCUGUCAGCUUGCAAAUCGUUUUCGUUGAGUUUUUACGUUAAUAUUGCGAUUUUUCCUGCAAAAAUCGCGGAACAGGUACCUCGACAUCUGGGAUUGGUAUUACCGCAUGAAUGCCGUCAGUCUCACGCAGAAGGUGUCCGACCACGCACUGACUUCCAUGUCAAUACAAAAUCAGGGUGGACUGUUAGCAAUGGGUACAAUUUUUUUGCAACUUGCAGCUUUUUAUUCGGCUGAAUUAGAUUACUUGCUUUGUUGCUACUUCCGCGUGAAUGUAGGCUCCUAUGAUCUGUGCCAUUUACAUUUUUAUCAAUGCGUCUACCACUUGUUCCACGACCGUGAAACAACAGGCGACAGCAACGGUAUCAUCACGUUGAUGCAGUUGUGCGACGGUCUGAUCCAGAUGCAACCCAACGAGAAGAAUUACGUGGGCAACAUCUUCGACCGGGAGACCAAGCGGGAGAAGAACUUGGAAGCGCUGAAGAAGGCCCAGAAGCAGCCCACGGCCAGCUCCGCGAACCUCGAGGGGCCUGCCGACGAAAGCGCGGUGCUCAGCAUCGACGAGAAGGCCUAUGUCGAGUGCGAAGAGAAAUUCUUCCAGGGCGUUGGCAUGGAGGGUGACAACCUCGGUACCUCGGCGUACCUGAACAAGAAGGUCGCCGAAUAAAUAGGUCGUACUGGAACAAUAACAAGCAGGACAACAUUUGAAUACUGAAAACGAAUUGACGACCACGACAGCACGCUGCUCGUGAGUUUGUAUAAAAACCUAAUCAGAUGACACUUCUACUGCAACAUGCUUAUCCUGCAAAAAGACCCACUGGCGCAGUAGAAAAGUAGAACAAAGGAUAAGAGGUCGUACGUGAGGCUGACGACUCAUUUCAGAUUUCGAGGUACAGUAAUUACUCCAGUAACGGGCCCCCAAAACAGGAGAAGAAGAAACUUGAAAAAAACCUUAAAAAAACUUGAGCAUUUUUGAUUUAUGGCAUUGCAAAAAGCAGAAAUCAAGAGGGGCGACCGGAGGACAAAAAAAAGGCACGGAACGGACGCGAUUUCCGGUUUCUAAAAAUAACAAUCGCGGCGGCGAUUUUGAAAAACUAAGUUAGGUGAAGGGCGGGCGCAAAUUAAAAAUCCAAGGACUCGAUCGGGAGGCUUUUUUUUCAUUUUAUAGCGCGCCAAAAUCCAAAUCUGUGCCGCAGGAAUAGUCGUGCAUAAUUUUCACGCGAAGGCGCGCCAUUUUCAAAACUUUAUGCGUUCGACUAGGGGCAGAUAUUUUCCGCAGAAAUGGGGCAGCAUUUCGCACGAACUAGACGGUCGUGGGGCGCGGCUCUUCUUCAUUUAGGUGGGGGCCGCCUCGAUGCAUUGGUUGCGCCGCUCGCGGGGAUGUUCAAAAUCCCUGCUUCGCACGGGUUCCGGCUGCCUGGGUGCCCGCGCUUGGCGGGCUGGUGGGGUUCUGGCUCUCGCGAGGCCUUUUUGUAGUGCCGAAGCGGCCCCACUCGGAGGGCUUGCCGGCACAGGCGGCGCAGCGGGCCGUCCUUCCCGGGUCCCCCCGGAUGCCCUUUUAUAAUACGCAAAGCCCCGCGGCCCGCGCGACUCUGCGCAAGCAGCAUCUGGGCCCCUAGGCUUGUAUGCAUAGGGGUGCCCACGCGUGUGGGCAGGCGGCCCGUGCUUGCGCGCCGUGUUUGCACGGGUUCCUUCGAUCCGGUCUCGAAAAUGAAGAAAAUCAAAAGUGUCACACCAUCGGCCGGAGGGUGUGAUACUUUUUGCCGCGGUGCUGUCAUGGAUGUAAAAAAACACGCAAAACCGGCGUCGACCAUACCAUUGGCUCUAGGGUGUGAUACUUUUUGCCAGGAUGAGUCCACGGAGGCCGAAAAUGGCGAAAGCGGCGCCGACCAUGCCGUGGGCUCUAGGUUGUGAUACUUUUUGCCAGGCUGCUACGGCGUUCAAACUUGCAACCCGGGGAAAGUGUUGGCGAAAAUGCGCCACCUCCGCCGAAGCAUCUCGGCAGCAGGCGAAAAAAACUUGGAUCUGGCGACGUUUUUGGGCCAAAAUCUGAAGGGCCCCGUCCACCAUACCACCGGGGCUAGCUUGCGACGGCUUCCAAGCACGCGACCCGGCUUGCAAGUUUAUUCCAAGUUUAUUUCAAGUUUUUGUUGCGAUUCCGGCCGCCCGCGGGCGUGCCCAGUUUUGGGCCAUUUCCUGAGGCCUGUCCACGAGCUGACGGAGCCGAUUCGCGAGUCGCAAAAGCGGCGGCGCCUUCCGAAGGCGCCGGCCGAACUUGGGAAGGGGGGUAAAUUCCUGACUUUUGGUGGUUUUCUUCGCCCAUGGUGCCGCCGUGGUAAAAAGUAUCACACCCUGGCGCCGAUGGUACUGCUAACGCAGGUUGCCGCGAUGGCGAAAGCGAAAAGCCUCGCCCGCGUGCCCGCCCUGCCAAAAAGUAUCACGCCCCAGCGCCCAUGGUAUGGCCGGCCGCGCUUCCCGCCUGGCCGCCCGGCUGCUUGCUAAGCACGCCGCGCCCGCUGGCGCCGCCGGCCUGGGCGCGGCCGGCCCCCUCGCCCGCCCCGGCGGCCCACGGCGUUGGUUCGUGAUUUCUACCGGCGCGCCGCGGCCGCACGCUCCAGGCCCAUCGGUUGCGCCGGCCACCCGCCAGGGGGGGCUCCGACGAGCUGUGCGCGCGGGCGCCUUGGGCUAUUCCGGACAAAGGAAAGGGCGAACCAGCGCGCCACCCCUAGCGCCCAACGCCGCCCGCCCGGGCUGGCCGGCGCGCCCCCUCCGACCGUACGGCCUGCCGGUCUUUUUGGGGUAUCAGGCUCGGCGGCCUUUUCGGCAUUGGCCGCCGCUGCGCGAAGCGGUCGGGCGGGCUGAUUAGCGGCGGGCGCGUUUUUUUUUCUGGGUAUCUAUAACGAAAAAGCAGCGAAGGCGGCACCCAAAACAACCUACGCCCGGUCUGAAUCUCGACAAUAGGCAGCUUUGGUUGGAGCGGCCAAUUGUCCGGAUUCGGGUCGUGUUUUGAUUUCAAAGCAAACGGGCAUUGGUUCCUGGCACUAAACGUGAGAAACAGUAUGAAAAUGCACAAAAAGCGUCGCACCGUUCCGCAGCUUGUCCUCCUGUUGUUGGUUUCAAAGUUGGGCGCGUCACACUCACAGGCGCGCUCACAGAGCAGCUUACGUUGAAGCUGUCGCGACCCUCGCGAAUAUGGGUCGCGCAAGUCUUUGGCAACUUAGUUGCAAGUUUCGAUCUCCAUGAAAUUGGGGGUCCGUUCCACCAGUAAAGUAAGACAACUUCUCAGAAACAACUAACUUCACAAUGGCCUGUUUACCAUGACACUAUUGACCAAACCGAAACCAAUAACUCUAGAAUGGAUAUAGCAAAUAUGACAACAGAUUAUCGAAACCAAAACAGUUUUAUCGACGCUCAGCAAGAAAUUAUUGUUUGAAACCAGUUUACGUUUAUCCUUCCUUGAAAUCAAACGCCUGUUACUAUAGCAAACAGAAAAAUCCGCUACAAAACGCGUCCCUGGGUUGGCACCGACUUGCGUAGGGCGCGGAGACCACCAAACUGAAUUUUAUGAAAUGCAAACGAACCCGCACGAAGUUCUUGAUAGCUCUUAGCUCAGCAUUGAGACAACCUUAUGACUGAGCAAUGUAGUUGUACCGGAAGUUUGUCGCGUCUAGGCUAAGAUAUUGAAAUUGAUAUUAGUCUUGAGGGCAGGGCGGCACGAAUUCCAAUCUUGUUGAACCUUAGCGUUGGAAAAAUUGCUUGAGCUAAUACACCUCUGACUACGCAAUCGGGACGAUUUUCUCGUCCCCUGGCUUCCUACCCUGGGAUUUCUCUGUUGCCGUGCUUUUCGUUGUGCUUCCUUUUGUCUGAAAGAAUUUUUUCUUUUCGUCGU